AACUCCUUUUCCUUCUACCACAACCUCUCCUCGCCUCCUUCCUUCUUCCUCCUCUCCUUAGUUCUUCCUUCAGCCAAUUCUCCGUUUGUUUAUUUAACAACAAAAAUUAUCAUUUUUCCUUCUGGAUACUGACACUAGGAACCUCUUGCUGGUUUAAAAAUAAUCCUCUGAAAAUCACCGGUUAUGUCUUGACUAGGCUAUACACAGAUGCUUCUCAUAUCUCCGCAUCUAUCUCGUUUUUCUCCACAAGAAAAUAACCCAAAAAAAUAGAGAAGACUACGAGCUAGGGUUUCUUUGUUUGUACAAAGAUUUGAAGGGAAUUCAAAAAGCUCAAAAAGAAAACUACUCCAAAACCAAUAUAGGGAUCAGUAGUCAUCACCACCAUCAUGUUUAAUCCAAACAUGUUCGAGUCUCAUCAUCAUAUGUUCGAUAUGACCCCAAAAGACUCCGAGAACGAUUUGGGCCUCACUGGGAGCCGAGAUGACGAUUUCGAGACUAAGUCUGGAGCAGAAGUGACCAUGGAUAAUCCAUUAGAAGACGAGCUUCAAGAUCCUAAUCAGCGUCCCAACAAAAAGAAGCGUUACCACCGUCACACGCAACGCCAGAUUCAAGAGCUUGAAUCGUUCUUUAAGGAGUGUCCUCAUCCUGAUGAUAAGCAAAGAAAAGAGCUGAGUCGUGAGUUAAAUUUAGAACCUCUUCAAGUCAAGUUUUGGUUCCAAAACAAGCGCACCCAAAUGAAGGCACAACAUGAGAGGCAUGAGAACUCGAUUCUGAAGUCAGACAACGACAAGCUCAGAGCAGAGAACAAUAGGUACAAGGAUGCUCUAAACAAUGCAACAUGCCCUAACUGUGGUGGUCCUGCCGCCAUAGGAGAAAUGUCAUUCGACGAGCAGCAUUUGAGGAUUGAAAACGCACGUCUACGUGAAGAAAUCGAUAGAAUCUCAGCCAUAGCUGCUAAAUACGUAGGGAAGCCAUUGUUGACUCACUCCUCCUCGGCUUUCCCUCAGCUCACAUCUUCACACCACAUUCCCUCUCGUUCCCUUGAUCUUGAAGUUGGCAACUUUGGGAACACUAACAACAGCCAGACAGGUUUCUUAGGGGACAUGUAUGGAACAAGUGACAUUAUGAGGUCGGUCUCGAUCCCUUCUGAUGCUGAUAAGCCUAUGAUUGUUGAGUUAGCUGUUGCUGCCAUGGAAGAGCUUGUGAGAAUGGCUCAAACUGGUGAUCCCUUGUGGGUUCCGAGCGAUAACUCGGUUGAGAUUCUCAAUGAAGAUGAGUAUUUUCGAACUUUCCCUAGGGGAAUAGGACCAAAACCUAUUGGUAUGAGGUCAGAAGCUUCUAGAGAGUCCACGGUCGUCAUCAUGAACCAUAUCAACCUCGUUGAGAUUCUAAUGGAUGUGAAUCAAUGGUCUAGUGUGUUCUGCGGGAUUGUCUCAAGAGCCUUGACGCUGGAAGUUCUCUCUACUGGCGUUGCAGGGAACUACAAUGGUGCACUACAAGUGAUGACAGCUGAGUUCCAAGUCCCGUCACCACUUGUCCCGACACGUGAGAACUACUUUGUAAGGUAUUGUAAGCAGCACAGCGACAAUACUUGGGCGGUUGUUGAUGUCUCUUUGGACAGUUUAAGACCAAGUCCCAUCACUAGAAGCAGAAGAAGACCCUCUGGUUGUCUUAUUCAAGAAUUGCAGAAUGGCUAUUCGAAGGUGACAUGGGUAGAGCAUACGGAGGUGGAUGAUAGAUUGGUUCACACCAUGUACAAACCGUUGGUUAAUACCGGUUUAGCUUUUGGUGCCAAACGUUGGGUGGCUACACUUGACCGCCAAUGCGAGCGGCUCGCUAGUUCGAUGGCCAGCAACAUUCCAACCGGUGAUCUUUCCGUGAUAACGAGUCCUGAGGGGAGAAAGAGCAUGAUGAAGCUGGCUGAGAGGAUGGUGAUGAGCUUCUGCAGCGGAGUAGGCGCGUCUAAUGCACACGCAUGGACGACAUUGGCCACCACAGGAUCCGACGACGUUCGGGUCAUGACAAGGAAGAGCAUGGAUGAUCCAGGAAGGCCUCCGGGGAUAGUCUUGAGCGCCGCUACUUCCUUCUGGAUCCCAGUAGCACCUAAACGUGUAUUCGAUUUUCUGAGAGAUGAAAACUCUAGAAGCGAGUGGGAUAUACUUUCGAACGGAGGCUUGGUUCAAGAAAUGGCUCAUAUAGCGAAUGGUCGUGACCCUGGGAACUCUGUCUCCUUGUUCCGUGUUAAUAGCGCGAACUCAGGACAGAGCAACAUGUUGAUCUUACAAGAAAGCUGUACGGACGAAUCAGGAUCGUAUGUGAUAUACGCACCAGUUGACAUAAUGGCGAUGAACGUUGUCUUAAGCGGUGGGGAUCCAGAUUACGUCGCUUUAUUGCCAUCCGGGUUCGCUAUAUUGCCUGAUGGCUCUUCAAGAGUGAAUGCUAGUGCUGGAGCUGAAGGAGGAGUGGAUGGAAAUAACCUCGAAGUGGUUGCUUCCACUACAAGUAAUGGCGGUUCGCUGCUAACCGUAGCGUUUCAGAUUCUUGUUGACUCUGUUCCAACCGCUAAGCUCUCUCUAGGAUCUGUGGCUACAGUCAACAGUCUGAUUAAAUGCACUGUUGAGAGGAUCAAAACUGCCUUGGCAUGUGAAGGUGCAUGA
Messenger RNA from Eruca vesicaria subsp. sativa (arugula), 2657 nucleotides. Lineage: Eukaryota; Viridiplantae; Streptophyta; Magnoliopsida; Brassicales; Brassicaceae. The record is from the annotation of a GenBank genome assembly.